GUGUGUGUGUGUGUGUGUGUGUGUGUGUGCACAGGGAAACAGAAGGUCUUUUUUUGCUCAUCACAUUUUUACAUCCCAUCUCUCUUCCUCUCUUUUUUCUGCUCACAGACUACAUUGUCAACCCCCCUACACACACACACCAAUACAGACACACAGAUACACACUACAGUACUUGUAAAAAAAGAAAAAAGAAAUCAAUCAAGAUCAAAGGGUCAAAGAUCAAAGAAGGACUCCGUUACCAAAGCAGUCUUUUUUGCUCAUCCCCUCUCUCUCCCUUUCUCAUGCCCACGGACUACCCCCCACACACACCCACAUGCGCACACACGCGCACACACAGACACAUACACACACCUUCACACGAAUACAGAGCCCCAUACACACUACAGUACUUGUAAAAAAUUGAAGUCAAAAGGUCAAAUAUCAAAGCACUCCAUUACCAAAGCAAAGUCUUUUUUCCCACAUCACCCUGUCUCUCUCCCUUUCUUAUUCCCGCAGACACACGCGCGCGCACACACACACAUACACACACACACACCAAUACGGAGUCCCAUGCACACUACAGUACUUGUAAAUAAAAAGUAGUGAUCAAAAGGUCAACGAUCAGAGGAGUACUCCAUAACCAAAACAAGGUCUUUUUUGUUUUGGAUUUCACUGCAGCAUGUUUACGCAGGUGCUGUUGCUGCAAACCUAUAAGUGCAUGUAGCUUGCAUGGCUGGUCAUUUCAUCAGCAAAAAUGAAGCGACGCUUUUCUGUGGAGGAGGCUCUGACUGCUGUCCUGCAGUCCUCUGAGGGUGAGGAAGAGGAAUCCAGCAGGACUGACACAGGCAGUGAGGGGACAUCAGGGGAGGCUUUACCUGAAUUUGAAGAGGAUGGGUUUUCCAGCUCCAGCUCAUGUGAGGACAUGGAGGAGGAGGAGGCUGCUGCUGCUUGGAAAUCCAGAAAUGGGCAGGUGAUCUGGGGUCCAACCCCUGAUGAGACUCUGCGGUAUUUUCCACCUCCAAUUCUGACCUCAGGGCCCACGCGUUAUGCCUCAGACAGGAUCAGCAGCCCAAAGACAUCCUUUGAGCUCUUCAUUACUGAGGAAAUUAUUCAGCUUAUCCUCAAGAACACCAAUCUACAGGGGAGACGAACAGCAGCAGAAUGGAAAGAUGUAGAUGUGGAGGAGCUGUGGGCCUUUAUCGGAUUGCUAAUCCUGGCUGGAGUCUACAGAUCCCGGGAUGAGGCAACACAGAGCCUCUGGGCUGAGGACACGGGAAGAUCAAUAUUUCGUGCCACAAUGUCCCGGAAGAGGUUCCAGCAGAUCAGCGUGGCCCUCAGGUUUGACGACUGCCUGAGCAGACCAGCGCGUCAACAGAGGGAUAAGAUGGCUGCCAUCCGGGGUUUGUGGGAUUUGUGGAGCACCCGCCUCCCCCUCCUUUUCAACCCAGGCCGGGAUGUAUGUGUCGAUGAACAGCUGGUCCCUUUCAGGGGACGCUGUUCAUUCAGACAGUACAUCCCAAGCAAACCAGCUAAGUAUGGGUUGAAAGUCUGGGUAGUGUGUGAUGUGGAGACCUCAUAUGCCUGGAGAAUGCAGGUCUAUACCGGGAGGUCUCCAGGAGCGGAGAGAGAGGUUAACCAGGGGAUGCGAGUGGUGCUUGAGUUGACAGAGGGACUUGAGGGCCACACUGUCACAAUGGAUAAUUUCUUUACUUCGUUUCCGCUGGCGGAGGAGCUACGGAAGAGGAAAAUGACCCUGGUGGGCACCUUGAGAAAAAACAAGCCGGAGCUCCCCCCACAGCUACUACAGACCCGGCUGAGAGAACCGCUGUCCUCAGUGUUCGCCUUCACUCGCACCCAAACAGCUGUGUCCUACGUGCCAAAGAGGGGAAGGAACGUCUUGCUGCUCAGCACAAAACACAGGGAGCCAGCAGUGGAGGAGGGCCCGAAGAAGAAACCUAAGAUUGUGACUGACUACAAUCACUGCAAAGGUGCAGUCGACAACCUAGAUAAGGUUGUUGGCACCUACAGCUCUCGUCGGAGGUCCUGCAGGUGGCCACAGACCCUUUUUUGCAACAUCUUGGACGUCUCCUCCUAUAAUGCUUUCAUCCUCUUUGUGGCUGUGGAUCCCAGCUGGAAUCAGAGGAAACUGUUUAGGAGGCGCCUGUUUCUUGAGGAGUUGGGAAAAUCCCUAGUUGCCCCAAUGAUGGCCCGAAGACGCCGCAUGCCGCGCACACCAGCAGCAGCCACACUGGUUGCACAGAUCCAAGGCCAAGAAACAGAGCCAGCAGCAGCAGAAGCCGGGCCCUUGAAGAGGCGCAAGCAAUGCACAUUUUGCACACAACAGCGAAAGGUCUGGACCCAGUGUUCCAAGUGCAGCAAGUACUCAUGCAAAGUACACAUGAAAGCGAUCUGCAGCUCCUGCUCCACUGAGUGAACUCUCUCACUGACACACACACGCAAGUUGUUGUUAUUGUUAUUGUUCAUAUAUGCGAUCUGCAGCUUCUGCUCCACUGAGUUAACUCUCUCACUGACACACACGCACACACACACACACACACACACACACACACACAAGUUGUUGUUAUUCAAAUUUUGUGUUUUCGACAAUAAAAAUGUGGGUUAAUAUUCCCAAAAUGACA
This is a messenger RNA of Epinephelus lanceolatus (giant grouper), 2618 nucleotides long. NCBI's taxonomy places the organism in Eukaryota, Metazoa, Chordata, Actinopteri, Perciformes, Serranidae. The record is from RefSeq and is a predicted model, not a curated record.